AUGGACCUCAUGAACCUCAUGGACCCAAACGUGGGAUUUCCUUGCACGACAGAUGGUGAGAGUGAUGGCGUAUUCGGACUGACGCGACAGUAUCACGGCCAGAACCCCGACGCCGAAUCCAAGCCCAGAGUCGCCAAAGCCUGUGAGACGUGUCGGAGAAGGAAGCGAAAGUGUGAUGGAAACUCUCCGUGCUCGUCAUGUGUCAAGAACAACAUUGAAUGCGUUUAUGUGCUCGAAAGAAAGAGGAAACAACGAGACUCCGAGCUUGUAUCGAACCUCGAAGAUCAAGUCCUUGCCCUCAAAGACUACGUGCGAAAGCUUGAGGCUGCAUGCGGGUAUUCCAAUCUUCCAGACUUUGCAUCGAGCAGUCUAGAAGAUGAGGGGCCUGCGCACAUAGUAGACGACAGCCAGAGCUCUGCCAUCAAUGACGUGAGCUCCAUGAUGUGGCGGAUGAACAUUCACGGUGGAGAGACAUCCUUUGUUGGUCCGUCUGGUAGCUUCUGUUUCCCUGUCAGUGGCCAUAUUGAGACUCAGUCCACCAGCCACGAGGCACAAGAGAGUGUUCAAGUGUUACUCGACCUGUUCCGACAACACAUCAAUUCGAUCCACCAUUUUGUGUCUUCUCAAGCGAUUGAGACUCUCAAAUCACCAGAGACUCUCGAUGGUGAGCUGUUGCAGGCAUCAGUCCUGGCAGCAGCGAGUCUUUUCACCAAUUCACAGGGGCAGGUGUAUGCGGACCGAGCUGAGGCUAUCGUGAUGAGGUGCUGCCAGACAGUCCCGAACGUCGUGACGAUACAGGCUCUGGCGAUAUUGACUUGGAGGGAGCUGGCACUGGAGAACGAGAACAAUGCAUGGCUGUAUAAUUCCAUGGCGGCGAGUCUUGUAGUUCACCUCGGGCUGCACGUGAGCUCUCUCGAGAAUGUCAUGCAGGUCGGGCCGCCUUCAGACAUUGACAUGAGCGUCGACGCAGGCAGCGACGAACUGUGCUUACAGAUCCAGAAUCUCCACCUCGAUGCUUGGACGCAAUUGCAUGAUCCCAUGGCGAAGAAGGACACAGUCUUUGGCGCUCACUGCCAGAUGUGGUUCAUUCACGACCGAUACAUGGAUAAAAUAUACUCCUUUGAGUUUGGAGAGCUGGAACAUUUCGAACGACAUCAACUUCUGUCAGAAGCCAGAGACCAUCAUAUGAACUUCUUCCGCCAGAUGGGCCGCGACCUUGAACUUCGAAAGAACAACAUGAACCCCCAAGUCAUCCUCCUCCACAUGGUCUACAACAUGUCGCUGCUUCUGAUCCAUCGGCCAUAUCUCAGGGAACCGAAAGAGAGUACUGCCCACCAAUUAUCCGUCCGAACAAACAUGACCUCCGCGCAUGCCCUCGUCAGAUUGAUCCGACAAUACGGAAAAGAGGCCAGGAUUGAGGAUGCCCCGUUCUUUGCGAUACACUGUAUUCUUACAGCUGCUGUGAGCCUACUGCUGAAUGCGACAUCAACCAACUCUGCCAUUCGCGGCCAAUCGGUACACCGCUUCCGAAUCUGUGUUGAUGCAUUGGACAGGAUGAAAAGAUGGACAAGGGCAAGACGAGGUCUGCUUCUUCUCAGAGAGCUGGCCAACAGGUGGAACGUUGUUUCGGCGUUGCCCAUGAGACACAGCGUUCCCCUUGCGCCGACACAUGAGACUCCAGCCGACACCAAUGAUCUCGAUUGGGGGAUGUUGUUUGCCAGUCUUGAAGAGCCUCUGAAUUUGGAUACCAUCGACCUCUCGACGCCUACAGGGGAAUGGGUGUUUCACGAAAGCGACUAG
Fusarium fujikuroi IMI 58289 is the source of this 1800-nucleotide messenger RNA. RefSeq lists its product as uncharacterized. Gene Ontology annotation, biological process: regulation of DNA-templated transcription; DNA-templated transcription. NCBI's taxonomy places the organism in Eukaryota, Fungi, Ascomycota, Sordariomycetes, Hypocreales, Nectriaceae. The transcript has 7 exons. The record is from RefSeq and is a predicted model, not a curated record. Gene Ontology annotation, molecular function: DNA binding; DNA-binding transcription factor activity, RNA polymerase II-specific; zinc ion binding. Bases 1 to 1800 code for a protein of 599 amino acids.